This is a messenger RNA of Nothoprocta perdicaria, 2362 nucleotides long. It is a transcript of the gene IL20RA, whose product is annotated as interleukin 20 receptor subunit alpha. The coding region runs from base 3 to 1748 and encodes 581 amino acids. The record is from RefSeq and is a predicted model, not a curated record. Gene Ontology annotation, molecular function: interleukin-20 binding. The transcript has 6 exons. NCBI's taxonomy places the organism in Eukaryota, Metazoa, Chordata, Aves, Tinamiformes, Tinamidae.
UAAUGUUUAUCACUUUUUUUUUCCCCCCAGGAGAAUUGUAUUGUUCUUUGCCUAACCCUAGGAAUGUCCAUUUUGAAUCUAUAAACAUGAAGAAUGUCCUACACUGGUCAGCACCUGAUGGCACAGGAGAUGGAGUAGUCUACAAGGUGAAGUAUUCAGUAUACGGUGUUGGCAAAUGGAUAAGAAAAUCAGAAUGCAGGAAUAUCAGCAGAACGUGGUGCGACCUCUCGAGCGAGACAGCUGACUAUGAAGAACAGUACUAUGCGAGUGUGAAAGCCUUCCUGCACGGCGUGUGCUCCGACUGGACGGAGACUGCCCGAUUCAACCCUCUCACAGAGACUAAAAUUGAUCCACCCAUGGUAAGCAUAUCUUCUACGGAGAAAUCUAUUUCAAUCAUUCUGACAGCUCCAGAGAAGUGGAAGGGAAGUCCUGAGGAAGAAUCCAUAUCUCUGGCUCAGGUAUAUCCUGGCCUGCAAUACAAUGUGUCCGUCCUCAACAAAAAAACAAAGAAACGGUGGUGGUUCUCUGUCAGCAACACCACUUUGGUGGUGCCCUGGUUGGAACCUGGCACAGUUUAUUGUGUCAGCGCACAGAUACAUGUCACUACGCCGCUUUUGCACAGUGCAUUUUCCAAGGAGUAUUGCAUUGCUACUCUGAAAGAUAAAACAGCAGAUCAGAUCAUAACAAACCUAUUUGGAUAUGUUCUGCCUAUCACUCUGGCUGUCCUUUUUAUUUCCAUGGCAUGUUAUUAUGUGCACAGGUAUAUUCACGUCAGCAAACAGAAACAUCCAACAAACCUGGUAUGGCACUAUACUGACAAAUGCAAGGACAGUGUUUUUAUACCUUGUGAAAAAAUAGUGGUCAACCUUAUCACUAUUAAUGUGGAUGAGUACAAGGCAUCUCAGGAAUCCAUUCAUCUGUCAGAAGGGAAAGGUCCCCGUUAUUAUACCAUUUACAGUGACACUGUACAGAAGGAUUUGUCUCCAAAAGUAAUGCAGGAAACAAUAGAGUUGCUCAAUAUUUCACAUGAAGUGGAUAUUUUCUCAAAAGAGCACCAAACUAGGAACUGGUCACUUUAUGGCCAGGCUGGACCUAAGAAUACUAUGGGCCAAAAAAAUGAAGGGAAUAUAGAGUAUGGACUUGAUGUAAGGGCUGAAGACUUCACUCCUGGUCAGAAACUGAUGGAACUCUGUUUGAAAGAGAAGUCUUCUGCCCCUAGGGAACUGCAAGGUGAGUCACACCUGGUGGAGAGCUUGGCUAACAGUGAAGUAGGGCAGCCAUACUGUCCUCAACUGGAGAUGAUGACAGCAGAUCCUUGCUUGGAACAGAACCUGGAGGAACUGGAUUUGAAGAUGGUUCCUGCAGCAGAUAAAUUGCUGAAUGAGGCAUGUAUCAAUUUGGUGGACUUGGAUACUGAAAAAUCUGGGCAGACAUCCUAUCCUCUAAAAACAAUAGCACGGAGCCUCCAGCAUCCAUCUGCAUCAAAAGACCCUCAUCAAGAGAAGGAGAAUGAACAGACCAUAUUAGUAGACUGGGAUCCUCACACUGGAAGACUAUACAUUCCUACUUUGUCUAGUAUUGAAAAUGAGGCAUGUGAAGCUGUCUUUCAUUGUGAUGCUCCUGACAAAGAGGGAAUUUUGUCCAGACUGUAUAAGAAACAGAUAUCUGAUGAAACAUCUGAGGACCAAGAAAUGUGUCUUCUGCGAUUCAGGGAACAAUGGGAACUGCAUGUAAAAAUGGAAGACUGAGCAGUUGUUCUCUAACAUGCUUUGACAUGCAAAACCUUGUUGCACUAUCAGAAUGAUGGACUCAGUUGAGGAAAUGCAUCUUAAUGUAUUGAAAAUUUUAAAAGUGUCACAUUGAUAGGAAUAGUCAAGAGCUUGUGAUACAGCUUCUUCAUACUGCUCUCCACCCACCCUUAUGCUCUCCCACCCUACACACACUGUCCUGAUGUUAUCUUACAGCAUUCGCUGAAGCGUCAGUUAAACUUCUUCAAGAUACAGUAUUUAUAAUGAUUUUUAGUGAUCAUAUAAAUGAUUUCAACUCCCAUCAAAAUUUUCCCAGGUAACAUAUACUGGUUAAGAAAUUAUCUUAAAAAUAUAUGUAUAUAUUUUUGCAGAAAAAGUCUUUUAGAAUUCUCGUGGUAUAAUUCUUACCAAAACAAAGGACUUGUGUUGAGAAGUUAUUUUUAGAAAUUAAAAAAAAAAAAACUCUCUUUGAACACGUAAUAAAGCAAUAAAGCAAUAAAGCUAGGCAUGGAACAGGAGAGAACAUAGAAUAUCUUCUGGCCCAAAGCAUCUUACAGUCAUGGGACAUUUCACUGGGAACUUGUUGCUUAGCCUAUCUUGACAUAAUGUAGUCC